GCUCAGAGUCCUUAAGAGAACCCAUGGCUAUUGUAAAAGAACAGAAACAGAGCUCCAAGAAUAAGAGGGCAAGAUCAUCAAACAAUGAAGAAAAGCACACGAUUAGAACCAAUGUGAUCAAUGUUGAUUCAGUGAAGUCUGAUAGUAGCAAACAAAAGAAAUUUAAGAGAGCCACAGAAGAAAGUUUAUAUGAGACUUCUGAAGCUCAGUUUUCUGUUCUCGAAAGAGCAAAUGAGGUUGCAGCAAACCUAGAUCCUCAGUUUCCUAGCAUGGUCAAAGUUAUGUUGCCAUCACAUGUCUCAGGAGGAUUCUGGCUUGGUCUUUCUAAAACAUUCUGCAUUAAGCAUUUGCCAAAGCAAGACACAAUGUUUGUUUUAGAAGAUGAAAAUGGCAAGAAGUUCGAAACGAAGUAUCUUGUUGAAAAGAUAGGACUGAGUGGUGGAUGGAGAGGGUUUUCAAUUGCUCACAAGUUGCUGGCUGGAGAUGUCUUAGUUUUUCAUCUAGUCACAGAAUCUAAGUUCAAGGUUUAUGUUAUUAGAUCAAAUGGCUUAGGUGAAGUGGAAUGCGCUCUUGGCCUUGUCCAAUUAGAUGCUGACAUUCGACCAGUAGAUUCUGCAGAUACUAAUGCAUGUGAAAGGGCAGAAAAUGAGAAUAGGGAACCUAAAUCAGUGGAAAAUCCUGAUGGAGUUAUUCAAAGGAACAAAACCGCAGCCUGUAAUAGUAAACGUGGUAUAGUGUCAGAUCUGUUUGAAGAUGACACUGAAGAUGCUAGUUGUGAAGUUUUGGAAGGAAUCAAGCUUUCAGAGUCUAUUGUCCCUUUUGAUGAAGUGUGCGGCAUUGAGAACUUCAAUGUCAUCUACAAUGGUUUAAUCAUAAAUCCCCUGUUUCCGAAACCCCUUCUGACCAAGUACUAUGAGCUCUGCUGCAGUCAAAACUCUUUCCUUCAUGAGCACCUUCUUGAGGGUCUUAACUACAAACUGGUAGCUGGAAUAAUUUCCGAAACAACCAAUAUUGCAGAUGCCAUUAAAGCCUGCAAGAUCACUACCUUGGAGAGUAGUUUCUCAACUUGGGAUAAGACUUUGCAAGCCGGCGAGAUGUUAGGCAUGAAUGUCAGCUUCCUGCGUGAGCAACUUGAACAGCUUGCGAGUCUUGCUUCAAAAUUAAAAACGUGUGAAGAGGCUAGACUGGAAAGGGAGCAAGAAGAACAAGAGAUGAGAACCAGGUUGGCAAAGCUUUUAGAAGUAAAAGAGAAGAAGGAUAGGCUACAGUCUCGAAUUUCAGUGAAGCUUAUGUCCAGGUUCAAAGAAGUAAUCGAUGCUCCUUGGUAAUGGCAUACUUAAUUAUCUCUUGUUCCUUUUCAGUUUUUAGGGUACCUAGCUCAGGCUUUAUAGUUCCACAACCAGAUAUGCGUGAGAGAUAGAUGAUGAUGCUUAUGAAACGUGUUGUGUUUUGGUACAGUUACACGCACAUCAAUCGACAAUCUAGUUAUAUU
This is a messenger RNA of Rosa chinensis, 1492 nucleotides long. Its product is annotated as B3 domain-containing protein Os01g0234100. Lineage: Eukaryota; Viridiplantae; Streptophyta; Magnoliopsida; Rosales; Rosaceae. Bases 24 to 1328 code for a protein of 434 amino acids. Gene Ontology annotation, molecular function: DNA binding. The transcript has 7 exons. The record is from RefSeq and is a predicted model, not a curated record.